AUAACCUAAAUUCCAUUGGUCAUCAUCAACCACACGAUGAACCCCAAAUCAAAUCCAACAGCUGAGACUCCACAAGAACAUUCUAGAAAAACAGAAACACAAACCCUUUUAAAUUUUCCUUUUCCUUUUUCCCACAUGACAUAAGCCGCCCGCGCUUCUCCUUCACUUAUAAAACCAUCCCAAACCCUAACAUUUUUUUCCCUCUCUCUCUCAGCCGCUGCUACUGCUACCACAUUCAAACACUCUCUCUCACAUUCUCUCUCCUCUUUUUUCUCCCAUUCUCUUCUUCCGUCGUUGCCUAGGAAGAUUAUAAUGGCCGGUAAAGGAGAAGGUCCAGCUAUCGGUAUUGAUCUCGGUACCACCUACUCUUGUGUUGGAGUAUGGCAACACGACCGUGUUGAGAUCAUUGCUAAUGAUCAGGGUAACAGAACUACUCCAUCUUAUGUUGCUUUCACCGAUUCUGAAAGGUUGAUUGGUGAUGCCGCUAAGAAUCAGGUCGCCAUGAACCCCAUUAACACCGUUUUUGAUGCCAAGAGGUUGAUCGGAAGGAGAUUUAGUGAUGCAUCCGUUCAGGCUGACAUGAAGCACUGGCCAUUCAAGGUUGUUUCUGGACCCGGUGAGAAGCCCAUGAUUGGUGUUAACUACAAGGGUGAAGAGAAGCAGUUUGCUGCUGAAGAAAUCUCCUCCAUGGUUCUUACCAAGAUGAAGGAGAUUGCUGAGGCUUACCUUGGCUCAACUGUGAAGAACGCCGUCGUAACAGUUCCUGCCUACUUCAAUGACUCUCAGCGUCAGGCAACAAAGGAUGCCGGAGUUAUUUCUGGUUUGAACGUUAUGCGUAUUAUUAACGAGCCAACCGCAGCUGCUAUUGCCUACGGUCUUGACAAAAAGGCCACCAGUGUUGGUGAGAAGAAUGUUCUCAUCUUUGAUCUUGGAGGUGGAACUUUUGAUGUUUCUCUUCUUACCAUUGAAGAGGGUAUCUUUGAAGUCAAGGCCACUGCUGGAGACACCCAUCUUGGAGGUGAGGACUUUGACAACAGAAUGGUGAACCACUUCGUUCAGGAGUUCAAGAGAAAGAACAAGAAGGAUAUCAGUGGAAACCCCAGGGCACUUAGAAGGUUGAGAACUGCUUGUGAAAGAGCAAAGAGGACCCUUUCAUCCACUGCUCAAACCACCAUCGAAAUCGAUUCUCUCUACGAGGGUGUUGACUUCUACUCUCCCAUCACCCGUGCCCGUUUUGAAGAGUUGAACAUGGAUCUGUUCAGGAAGUGUAUGGAGCCUGUUGAGAAGUGUUUGAGGGAUGCUAAGAUGGACAAGAGCACUGUCCACGAUGUUGUUCUUGUUGGUGGAUCCACUAGAAUUCCCAAGGUCCAGCAGUUGUUGCAAGAUUUCUUCAAUGGCAAAGAGCUUUGCAAGAGCAUCAACCCUGAUGAGGCUGUUGCCUAUGGUGCUGCCGUCCAAGCCGCUAUCUUGAGUGGUGAAGGUAAUGAGAAGGUUCAAGACCUAUUGCUUCUUGAUGUCACUCCCCUCUCUCUUGGUCUUGAGACUGCUGGAGGUGUCAUGACUGUUCUUAUCCCAAGGAACACCACCAUCCCCACCAAGAAGGAACAGGUAUUCUCCACUUACUCCGACAACCAGCCCGGUGUGUUGAUCCAGGUUUAUGAAGGAGAAAGAACCAGAACCAGGGACAACAACUUGUUGGGUAAGUUUGAGCUUUCUGGCAUUCCCCCAGCACCCAGGGGUGUUCCUCAGAUUAAUGUCUGCUUCGACAUUGAUGCCAAUGGUAUCUUGAACGUCUCUGCCGAGGACAAGACAACCGGACAGAAGAACAAGAUCACAAUCACCAACGACAAGGGUAGGUUGUCCAAGGAAGAGAUCGAGAAGAUGGUUCAAGAGGCUGAGAAGUACAAGUCUGAGGAUGAGGAACACAAGAAGAAGGUUGAGUCCAAGAAUGCAUUGGAGAACUACGCUUACAACAUGAGGAACACUGUCAAGGAUGAGAAAAUCGGAGCCAAGCUUUCUGAGGCUGACAAGAAGAAGAUCGAAGAAGCCAUCGAUGCUUCCAUUCAAUGGCUUGACGGUAACCAGCUUGCUGAGGCUGAUGAGUUCGAUGACAAGAUGAAGGAGUUGGAGAGCAUCUGCAACCCAAUCAUUGCCAAGAUGUACCAAGGUGCUGGUGGUGACAUGGGUGGAGGCAUGGAAGAUGAAGGUCCUACUUCCGGUGGCGGUGCUGGUCCCAAGAUUGAGGAAGUCGACUAAGUUGUCACUUCUUUUAAUUAGUUUUAUUAUGCAGUUCUUUUAAUUUCAGCUUUAAACAAUGGAUUGAUUUGGAAAAUGGUUGUAUCAACAGCAAGUUAACUUGCUGUUAUUUUGGGUUUUAUACAGCUAUAUUUUGCUGUAGGACAAGCUACUUUAGGUUCAUUUGCCUUCUCUUUUGAAAUAGAAGCACACAUUUUCCCCCGGCUAAUUUGAGUUUGUUUUGUGUUUUAA
Spinacia oleracea (spinach) is the source of this 2487-nucleotide messenger RNA. The record is from RefSeq and is a predicted model, not a curated record. NCBI's taxonomy places the organism in Eukaryota, Viridiplantae, Streptophyta, Magnoliopsida, Caryophyllales, Amaranthaceae.